Messenger RNA from Microsporum canis CBS 113480, 1059 nucleotides. RefSeq lists its product as hypothetical. The record is from RefSeq and is a predicted model, not a curated record. NCBI's taxonomy places the organism in Eukaryota, Fungi, Ascomycota, Eurotiomycetes, Onygenales, Arthrodermataceae. The transcript is spliced from 4 exons. The coding region runs from base 1 to 1059 and encodes 352 amino acids.
AUGCAGUCGAAGUUGGUUACGGCGAAAGUUACUCCAAUGAGAAGAUGCUGUGUUGAAGAUGGACUAUUUAACAUACCGGCAGCAGCUGCUCUGCGCCGAAACAGCUAUACCUACUUUGCCGUCAACGGUACUGCUGCGGAGGCUCUUCGUCCUAGGCCUCACCCGUCGCUGGCGGCUUUCCUAGACGCAGCGACACUGCCUCUUCACCACUAUUACCCCUCUGGAAACUUGUUCUUCUACGCUUGCUCUUUCAACUACCCGCAAUAUCUCUUCGAUAAUAACGCGGCGGACCUGCAGGAUACGCCGGUGGAUAGUCUGGUGAACCUCUAUGAUGGCGGAAUGAAUAUUGAAGCCGGCGGCGGCUCGCUCCCUGGCGAGCCAGGCUUGUUCAACUGUGAGAAGUUCGGGUGCUGGGAGUGGCGGCCCUAUAGUGAUGCCCAGGUUGGUACUUGUAUCGCCGCGUGGGACCGGCUGUGUGAGACCAUCGAGGCGCGCAUCUCGAGUAGCACCACCGGCAGUGCGGUUGAUAAUAAUAACCGCCAUGAUUCAGAGCCGUCCCCGGUCCCCCCGGCUGUCUUGGACGCUGCUUUAGUGUCUGAUCCUGGUUUUGCGCGUGCCUUUCUGACCCGUGCACGACGGCCUCUAUUCCACCGCAUUGCUCCAGGGCUCGUCUUGCCCGCGAUGGACGAGGCUGGAUUUACUAUAGAGCAACCCGAGUCUGUUGAGCGGGAUCGCCUCGAUAACGCGGAGGAAGGGUUUCGGCUGUUACUUCCCUUUAGCUUCAAGGAGCGUCAUGGGGAAAACACUGGUUUGGGCGCGCGGAAGAGCGACGGGUCUCUUGUGGGCGGGGUGGGAAGCCUCUUUCAGCAUGGAUACAAACCCUUUGGCGGCGACAACUACCGCCCCCAGCGGUUGGAAUGUUUGUUCAAUUGUUGGCGCAAGCUUGUAGACGAUGGCGUCUGGUCGGUUGGGCCGGAAGGGGUAGAAGGCACCAUUGAUACGUUCAGGGAGGCUGACGGAGAGCGUUGGAAGCACUAUUAUAUCCCGCCCUCAUGGUAA